ACGUGACGAAGAUCAGCUGAUAAAUACUACAUUCACGCGUGCUGACACCCCUCGAGUGCGCGGUGGUGGUUGAGAGGCGCCCUUACGCGCGCGCCGAUCGCCCAGGAGCGAGACAGAUAGCCGGUGUGAUUGUUAUGAGCGUGAGAGAUUUUAUUCGCGGGGAGCACAGAACGUCGCACAUUUCCGUCAGGCACGACGGCGCGAAGAGAGAAAUGACAAGUCUGGCCGGAUCGGAAGCGCUUAGGUACUAAUUGGCGAGGGUAUUAUCUGGCAAUCAAUGGCAUAAAUGCGCUCGGCUAUCAGCGUUAUCCUGUCGAGCCCGGUACCCGACAACAAGAUGUCCCAUCCCGAUUAUGAGCAAACCGCCCACGAUCACGCCGCCUUGCUGCUGCUACUAAGGCCCAUCGGCGCGCAGAUCAAGCCGAAGACAGUUGGUAGGUUAUGUGAGAGGAUCACCAAAGCUGGCAGCAGGUUCUCCGUGUCUGACUCCAGCGGUGGCACCCGGGAGAUCCUCGCGAGGUUCGUCCGCGAACAUCCUGUGGAGAACAACGACUGGGGGGAUUUUCAGACUCACAGGAGACUGCUGGGUCUCAUCACGUUCGGCAAAUAUGACAAUCAGGCGGAGUUGAACGAGUUGUGCAGGGUGCAUGAGACCUUGAAGGUCAAAUACAGCAGCACUUUGUACGACUCGCGGGCUAUCCUCUUCGGGCCGCUCGAGUCGAACGGUCGGCACGAACCACCGCCGGACUACACCACACCCGGUAACUUCAAGACCCGUGCAGUGUUCUACGCAGACGAGUCAUGCCCCGACCUGGAGACUCAAGUCGCUGAAUAUCUAAAUUUUCUGUUCUGGAUCUUGGAGUCCAAGAGGCUGGAGCGUUCCAGGGAAAAGAUAGACCGUGUUUCUCUUCUGUUAGCGCCAUUCGAAAAGAAAGACUUUAUAGGACUGGAUCUUGAGUCUAGGAACAAUAAGAAGAGAUGCGUAGGUCGUAUGACGAAACAUCUGGGAGACUUGUGUCUUCAGGCUGGUCUCCCAGCUGAAGCAUUAAGUCAUUAUAAUUCUGCAGCCAAUAUCCUGCAGGCAGUCAAUGACUGGCUGUGGCUGGGAGCCGCUUACGAAGGCCUCUGUGUUGCUUCGGUCUUAGUACUGUAUCCCAAUAUGUGUCGAAGUCUUCCGCUGCAACGGAAUUCUUCCCUGCAGGAGGGAAGUCCAAGCAAACAAAGACGAGGAUCGCAAGCUAUCACGGCCCUGCCGGCCCCGCCUAGUAUAGAAGUGAUAAAGACUAAUAUGCCACAUAUUUUGCAACCUGAUGAAAUAUCGAAGAAAUAUCGUGACGCCAUAGUGCAUUAUAGUAAAUAUCAAUACGCAGGUAUAAUUGAAACCGAGGCUAGUUUUAAGGCUACAAGAAUCUCAAUAGAACAAAACUGCACCCUGCAAGCUGCAUCGUACCUAAAUAAUGUUGUACUGAUCAAUCUGCCUCUGAGUGAGCAAGAGAAAAUUGAUCGAUUUACCACACUAUCAGAUCUAUACACGAGCUUUGGUUUUGAUAGAAAAGCUUCAUUCUGUCUGCGUCUAGCCGCCACGCGUCAUGUGUCGCAAAAUAAUCCCAAUCCAGACUGGCAACAGUGCUACAACUUAAUGUUGCAAGCUACACCCGGAUUUAAAUUAUCCUUGGAUCCUGUCGAUAUGCCGCUAGAUGGGCAAAGAGGAUGGCCGGUUAUACAGAUCCAAGUGAUAAAUGAGCUCGUGGCUGCUGCAAAUCGGAUGGGUAACCCAGCCCUGGCUACAAGACACAUGACAUUCCUCCUUCAAACGAUGUACAAUCAUCUAACACCUGACGAACGGAAAGAUACCGCAUUACAGCUUCAAAAUGUGUCACAGCAGUGUGAGGGUGCACCGGUGCCUCUUGUUUUGGAUUCUGGAACUGUUAUACCACCAGCUAAUUUACUAAACAUACCAAAGACAAAAUCGUUCACCCUGAAAAACAUGCAGCCGCAUUUGCAGCCUCAGAAAAUAGAAAGGGUGAAAGAAGAUCACGGCCCGUUCUUAUUCACACCGAUCAACUUUGGAUCGUUGGAGCGCAAGAAUACCUCGAAAAGUAAAGUUGAUUAUUUAUGGGUAGAAGGAGACACCUGCGAAGUAUCGAUGCAGCUUAUAAAUCCUUUGCCGUUUGAGUUGCACGUGUCUAACAUGAGAUUGCUGACGAACGGCGUGGUGUUCGAAUCGAUACCGGAAAGCAUCAGUUUGCCCGCGAAAUCCGGGCCGAUCGCGGUCACGUUGGCAGGCAGACCUAAGGAAGUUGGUGAUUUGGAGAUACUCGGCUUCAGUACGCAUACACUAGGAGUGAAAUCGAAUUGUCGACUAAGGCAUAUGGAAGGCAUGUUGCAUCCGCAGUAUACAGUUGAGGUGAUUCCAGCCUUACCGAGACUCGACGUCGCGACCAGUUUGCCUCAAACCGCCAGCUUCAGUUCGGGCGACAAUAUAGUUACGAGCGCGAGUAUAUCGCUCUACGGCGGUGAGAGCGCCGAGUGCACCGUGACGAUAACGAACGUUGGGCAAGUUCCUAUUGAGAUGGUCGAGUUAUCGGUGCAAUCCGCUCUAGACGCUGUAACCGAGAGUAAGAUAUUCAAGUGGAGCGAUGAGAAUCUAAUGAUGCAACUACCUCUGCAGCCUGGCAGCAGCGCGAGUCUCACUCUGUAUCUGUACGCAGCGACGGAUUUCGUGGCGCCUUCGAUUAGAAACGACAUGAUUAGCAGCACUUGUCUCAGUCAACCGAACAGCUUAAUGUCGCAUUCGGGCCACAGUUCGCUGCCGUCUAGGCUCAGUUCCCCAUCCCACCAUACCAAGAGACAAUCCGAACUGACCUCCUCCUUCAGGUCGGGAGUGAGUUCGCAAUCUGGUCAUUCUUCCUUGGCGAGCACGCGUCUAUCGAAACUGGCGAUACCUCUACAUACAUCCAACGUCAUCGAGGGUCAACUGAGAAUUAAAUAUUCGGGAGGCGCCGGCUUGACGGCUGGUUACUGCAGAACUUCAUCUGUUUUUAUAACCAUCGAGAUGCUACCUAGUGUACAAAUCACCAACUGGGAUGUAUUGCCGGCUGAAACGCCGUUACAAUUCUAUCUCGUGUUGGACGUGACAAAUAUGACGAAUCAUGAAAUGGAAUUGCAUUAUACGCAGAGUAAAUGUAUAUAUAUGGAAGGUAAAGAACCAUGUAGGAUACCUGUGCCGGUUGACCGAUGUCCGCUUAACAAGUUGUCUAUGCUAAAUGGUGCUGGUGAUACCGGAGAACUCCAAAAAAUAUGCGCUGAACAUAUCGCCUCGCUGGUCGAUCUUCGCUGGCAAUUAUUAGGUACAGAAUCAACUGGUAAAGCGACUCUAUCUGGUAUCACACUAACUCAGGACAUGUUGGAUCUGGUGAGAAUGAGCCCUCUUCAAUGGGAGAUAACUAUCAACGACGUUAUUGUAAAAGCGCAAGAUGAAUUGACAUGCGGUUUAGGCGAAUGCGUCAGUGUCGGUGUGGGAGUAUGCAAUGCUCUGGAACAUCCACUGAACGAUCUCACAUUGUCCAUCAACUUUUAUCAGGAUCAUCACAAUGGAGUUAACAAUUAUCACUUAGAUACGAGAUUGUCUAUAGCUGGGGCGAAUAAAGUCAUGCUACCUGCUUUGCAGGAGUACGGCAGAGCGUAUCACGAAUGUCGGGUAGUAUUUUUCACAGCUGGUCAAUACAAAAUAGAUAUUCAGUGCAGUAGUAAAGAAUCCGCUCCGAAUUCCCCGGUACUUUAUUCGGAGCUGAUAAAUGCCGGACACACAUGGCGCUACAUUCCGCCGAUCGAAAUAACUGUCGACGAUUAUUAACAAACCAUUGUCCAUCUAAAUAUUAGUAAAUUGUAAUAUUUGUAAAAUAAAAUGGAGAA
Molecule: messenger RNA, 3915 nt
Organism: Harpegnathos saltator (Jerdon's jumping ant)
Lineage: Eukaryota; Metazoa; Arthropoda; Insecta; Hymenoptera; Formicidae
Gene: brun
Product: trafficking protein particle complex subunit brun
Exons: 12
Coding region: 287-3856 (1189 amino acids)
Cellular component (GO): trans-Golgi network
Source: RefSeq, a predicted model, not a curated record